AUGGCCGAUUCGGAUACUGAGAGUGAAGACUCAGUCAACUAUGAGAACGAAAAUGAACAAAAUGCAGACAAUUAUGUCUACAGCAAAGACGACAAAAGCUUUGAGGAACAAUACAAGGCAGCAGUCAAGGCAAUAAAGACAACAACAAUCGACAGAGAGAUUGAUGUUGAUAGGUUUCUCUCUGCAUACGGCGCCGUUGCUGGCCAGUCCGCUGGCCAUGGCUCAGAAAAUCUGUUACACGCUAUAGUGGAUAUGAUCAAACGUGACGACAUGAAAUCAGAAAAUGUGAGAUGCCUCGUUCAGCGACUCGUUGAGGAUUACCCGAAACUUCUGCUACAACAAAGCAACGACGGAUACAACCCAUUACAUAUGGCCAUCAGAGACUCCGCGUAUCAACUUGCCGAAUAUAUAAUCUCCGCCUGCGUCAGGAGUAAGAGUGCAGAUGCAAAAACGACGUCUGUUAAGCAAAACCUCGAAACAGCGCUUCUACAGACCGCGCAGGGAGGAAGAACAACUCUACAUGCUGCCUUCUUAGGCAACUUGAACCUCAGCACAGCUAGAAUGCUGAUAGAAAAUGCUAAUGACAAGGCCUUGGAAGCUCAAGACGAUAGAAACAAUACGCCUAUGCACUAUGCGGCAUCGUUCAAGCAAUGUACUGAUGCCGGCGCCGAAAUCAUUGAUCUGCUUGUUGCCCGGGAUUUGGAGGCCUCUCGACGUAAACUGCCAUCUGGGACAACAUUUCUCGACCUAGUAAACGCCGAGGGGCGCUCCGUCUACGAAGAACUUCAAUUUUCAAGACAAAACGAAAUUAUGCGCCAUAGAACGAGGAAGAAGCAGCGCGCUCCGAAUCAAAUACCUGAUCAAUCAGCGAGUACUGCUCGGCCUGGAGGUACCGCACUGCCCAGUUACCCCAAAGCAGACAGCAAACCGCAAAUUAGCGUACAAACCGGCGUGAGAGAUGCCACAGCCUCAUUGGGCUUUAUUGGCAGAGAGGCAAAACUAGACGACCGCGAAAGGGAGCGGCAGGAAAAAAAGAGAGAGGAGGCUGAGAGGUUAAAAGCGGAGGCAGAAGCGCUCGCACGUAAGAGUCGUUUUGACUUCGUAAAAGGCCAAGGAACUACUGGCCGUGAUGCCAGUAGAAGUUCUCAACCUCAGACCAAUGACAGAGAGAGUCAAAGUCUCACGGUGCCAGCUGCUUUGGACGUCGGAAAGAAGCUGGCCCAGCCGAUGGAGUCGUCGGCUAAUAUGUCUAUCAAAAGAAGAGACACGGGUCGAUUGGACGGAAAUCUAAAACAAGGAAGCCUUGCGACUGAACCUACUCCUAUCACCCGCAAGGCAAACAUCGCUAGCGACUACAACCUAAAGCGAAAAGUCUCCAAAGAGAUUCUUCUAAAAUUGAAGCUACAUUACAUGAGAACUCGAAGCUCGGAGAUGGCACUUGCAUUUCUGUACGGAACAAACAUGAAGGAUGUCCAAAUUAGCUUUGAUUACGAUCGCUUACCAGCCAAGGUGGCGUGGAAUGAGUUUGAGAAGCAGUUUGGCAAAGACAAUAAAUCCGGCUUCCAAUUCGAUAGAGUUCUACAAUAUGUAACUUUUCCCCAAGUGGAGGUAGCCAUCAAGGGCCGUCUUGCAGACCGACAAAUAGGAGCAGAAAAGGGGAAACAGGAGCAUCUUGGCCGUAAAGACAUGGUACACUUCUUUAACUGGCUUUAUGAAAAGGGGGUUCGUCACAUUAUUAGAGUAUCUGUCAAUGACUCCGGGGAUCCGGGAGAAAAGAUCCACACAGACCAGGCCAUUCAACAAUGCCUUGAGCGUUUUGUUGUGGAAUCACUGGACUGGCAAAAGACAGACUUGGACCCAGAGACAAUCCUCAGGAUGUAUGAUGAUCCUCAGUGGAUUAAACAAAAGGUUGAAGAGUUUCGACUGAGACUCAACAAGAACUCUAAAGAAGCCCGAGAGAAAGACUUAAAAUUGGAACAACAGGAUGCCUUUCAGGCAACCGGCGAGAUAGAAGUUCUUCUUGAAGCCAUAGAUAUGGAUGAUGGAUCUAAACUAACGGCUCGAGGUGUUUCCAAUUUCACAGCAUCCACUUCUGUUAAGGGCAUCAACUCACAUAGAUGGUUGGAUUCCACAUCCAGAUUUGCCGGUGAAAUGAGAUCCUUUUGGGAUAACACAUUAGAGCAGUGGAACGACAUCCCUAACAAGGUAUUGCGGCCCGAGGAUGAAUUUGAAGGCGACGUCGUUGUUGCUUUGAUCGACGAUGGUGUCGAUAGGUUGGAUAAUACCCUAUCUGGUCAAGUUCUAGAAGGGAAAAGUUUCGAUUAUCAUGACGGUCAGGUACGGCCACCAUUUUCCUCGGCAAGGGGCCAUGGGACAGUCAUGGCUAGUAUGAUCCUGCGCGCAAUCGAAGCAGCGCUCGCAAAAAAUGCCACUAUUAUUUCUAUGUCAUGGACGCUGCCGAAAUCGUCGGCCGAGAAUGAAACAAAAGAUGAGCUCCACGAGAUCCUAGACUUGGCUGUCAAACGAAAAGUUAUCAUGUUCUGCUCGUCACCUGAUGAAGGGAAGUUUACCGAACUAGACUAUCCAAGCGGCCCCUGGCGCAGCCGUUUCUUUCGUAUCGGUGCUGCUCGUGCUGAUGGCACCAUUUUUGAAUGGACACCCGACGACGGAAUUUCUUUUGUCCUCCCCGGCGUCGACGUAGUCAAAGAACAGGCGGGGAGGACCUCAUCUGAGACUCAGUCAUUUGGCGUUACAAGUCGCGUGGCCGACUUCAAGUACGAGACUGGGUCGAGCGUUGCUACGGCUCUAGCUGCCGGGUUGGCCGCCAUGAUUAUUUAUUGCGUCAAGGCCAGUAUCAUGGCCCUCAGGAUCGCUAAUCAGAACGUGGAUUCCGUCAUAGGCAUUGCAAUUACGAAUGGCGAUUUGAAGAGGAUUUCCGAGCACGAUGCCAUGAAGCAGGCCUUUUCCACCUUGGGCAAAGUAACGCCCAACAGAUUUAUUCAGGUCUGGGAGAAACUGGACGCCAUCAGCGAUAAACUGGAGGUUGCACAGUCCAAGGUACUUAAAGACGAUGAAAAAAGGGAACUCACGCAGUCGUUUGUGAACUUUGCGUCGAUGCUACUCAACGGCAAGCAGUCAGAUCUGAAAAUGGCAGAGUAUAAUGGGCUCGGCAUGUAG
Trichoderma aggressivum f. europaeum is the source of this 3177-nucleotide messenger RNA. RefSeq lists its product as uncharacterized. NCBI's taxonomy places the organism in Eukaryota, Fungi, Ascomycota, Sordariomycetes, Hypocreales, Hypocreaceae. The record is from RefSeq and is a predicted model, not a curated record. Gene Ontology annotation, molecular function: serine-type endopeptidase activity; protein binding. Gene Ontology annotation, biological process: proteolysis. The transcript has 5 exons. Bases 1 to 3177 code for a protein of 1058 amino acids.